Acaulospora morrowiae is the source of this 238-nucleotide messenger RNA. NCBI's taxonomy places the organism in Eukaryota, Fungi, Glomeromycota, Glomeromycetes, Diversisporales, Acaulosporaceae. The record is from the annotation of a GenBank genome assembly.
UUCAUUAUCUCAGCACAUUUCUCAAAGUCAUCCUUAUAUUAAUGACAAGGCAAGUCAAACUGAUCCUGACGAGCAAGCGGAUGCUAGUAUUUAUAAUCUUCCAGAUUAUAGUUCUAGUUAUGAUUCUUAUAUGGAUGAAUCUUCUAUAAUAUAUGGGGACGAAGUUAUGUCAGAUUCUGGGUUAGAUUCUUCUAUGCUAACAGAAAAUAACUAUGAUAAAAAUUCUAUGACAUACAAA